CACCCAACACACACAACACACACACAACGAGAACCGCACGUGUACACCUGCUGUGUUCCCUCUAACAAUGACCGCAGAAAGUUCAGGAGAAGCGGCCGCGCCAUCCGAUGGUGCAGCAAAGAAGGGCCUCAGUAACGACCAGCUGAAGGCGUACAUUCGUAAGGCCCGGGCCAAAAUCACGGAACUCGAGGAACAGAACAAGGCUUCCGCUGUCGACGCAGGCCUGCUGAGCUCCCUUCGAGAAGAAGUGGAGGCAUGGAAAGCCAAGUUUCAGGAGCAAGUGGAAGCCACGGCCGCAGCAGCAACAGCCGCUGAGCCCAGCGACGCCGACGGCAUGGAGCAAGCCCUAAGGGAUGUGGUCCAGGCGCAGGAGGAGACCUCGCGGUGGAAGGAGAAGGCGGUUGCCGCGCAGGAGCUUGAGGUGCGAUUUCUUGGGAUGGAGGAAGAGCUCCAACAGACGAAGGCAUCAAGCGAGCUUGCCCAGGAGAAUCUGAAGGCGUUGCAUCAGGAGGAGUGCGCGCGGCUGGAGGCCGUGAUCGACUCUCUGCGGCAGGAGAUCUCCGCCUCCGAGGCCCAGCGGCAAGCGUCCGCCGCCGAAGCCGCGUCCAAGAGCCAGGAGCAGGUGGAGAGCCUUCUCAGGGACGCCGGCUUGCUCGAGCACCGGCUAGUCGGGGUCCAGCAGGAGAGGGACGAGGCGGUCGCGCAGGCCUCCCAGCUGGAGGAGCAGGCGCGACGCCUGGAGGAAGCGGUGGUCGAGUCUCGCGAGGCCGCGGAGGCCAGGGAGUCGGCGCUGAAGGAAGAGGCGGUACGGGGAGCGGCGGAGUCUCGCCAAGCCGCGGAGGCUAGGGAGACGGCGCUGAGGGAAGAAGCGGCGGCGGCGGAGGCGGAGGGGGCUUCGCGGCUGCAGCGGGCGAUGGCGGAGGCGGAAGAGCUCCGGUCGGAAGUCGAUCGGCUCCGUGAAGCGGCGGCAGAAGCUGCUACUGCUGCUGCUGCUGCUGCUGCUGCUGCUGCUGCUGUGAAGGAGAAAGAGGAGGAGGAGGAGGAAGAGGAGGUGGAGGGUGAGGGUGAGCGGACAGCAGCGGCAGCGGCAGCGGCAGCGGCUGACGAACUCGCGAGCACUAGGGCGGAGGUCGAUGAGCUUCGAGCAAAGGCAGCGGCCGUUCAGGAGGAGGUCGACCGGCUCCGUGAAGCGGCGGCAGAAGCUGCUUCUGCUUCUGCUGCUGCUGCUGCUGCUGCUGCUGCUGUGAAGGAGAGAGAGGAGGAGGAGAAGGAGGGUGAGAGUGAGCGGACAGCAGCGGCGGCGGCAGCGGCAGUGGCUGACGAACUCGCGAGCACUAGGGCGGAGGUCGAUGAGCUUCGAGCAAAGGUGGCGGCUGCUGAGGAGAUGGUCGCCUCAGCCAACAGGGAAAGAGAUGAGGCGGUGUCGACCAAUACCAAUGCGGCGGCGGCCGCAGCGGAGGCGGCGGCGGAGGUGGAGGCCGGGUUGAAGAGAGAGCUGGAAGCAUCCCGGGCGGAGCUGGAAGGAGAAAGGGUGAGGGUAGCCUCGCUUGGGCAGGAGCUCGGCCAAGCCUUCAAGGACAAGGAGGAGGCGGAAGCGCGCGCCGACGCCGCGUCUCAAGACCUCGCGACCAGCUCGGCGGCGCUACGGGCCGAGCGCGACGCUCUGAGCGCUCGCCUCGCCACCGUCGAGGAAGAAGCGGCGGCGGCAAUGGCACGGAAACUAGAGGAGGAGGAGGAGGAGGAGGAGCCGCAGCCGCCGGAAACGGAGGCGCCUUCGGUGGGAGACGGCGAGCCGCCGGAGGAGGCGGCGGCGGCGGCGGACGCUGGGCAGGCAGAGGAAGAACUAGCGGCCUUGCGCACGAGGUGCGCGGAGCUGGAGAUCGGAGCCGCGGUGGCUUCCGAAAAGAUCGCUGCCCUAGAGGCGAGGGUCAGGGACGCGGACGCCGUUUCACCAUCAUCCACGGCAGAGGAUGCCGCCGCUGCUCCGGAAGAAGCCUCCGGGGGCGAUCGGGGUCAAGACGAAGACGGGGAUGCCGCCGCCACUGUCGUCGAGGCGACGAUGCCGGGGGUCACAUCCGAGGCGGCGACGGAUACCAGGGAAGAGGAGAGCGGGGCUCAGCGGGAGCUGCUGGAGAAGCGUUUGCGUGAGGCGGAGGAGGCCUCCAAGGAAGCCGCUAGAGAGAAGGAAGGCGUGGUUGCUGGUCUGCGCGAAGAGCAGGCCGCGUUGAACUCCCGCGUGCUCGAGCUCACCGCCGAGGUUGCGACGGCGAGAGAAGCGUUGUCGUCGUCGCAGAAGUCUCUGGAGAGGGAGAGGGAGGACGGGCUCCGGAAGGCCCGGGUGCUGACCGAGCGCGCCGAGGCGGCGGAGCAAGCGGCGGCUACGGCGGCGGAAGAAGCGGCAGCGGCGGGGCAAGAGCGGGAGCGGGACCUUUUGGAACAGAGGGAGAAGGCGGCGGAGGCGGAAGAAGCCUUGCGGAGGUUGCGGCAGGAGAAGGCCUCGCUGGAAGGUCGCCUGGAGGAGGCCAUCGAGGAGACCAGCCGCUUGCGGCAAGAGCUGACCGCGGCGAUAUCGGGGUCGACAGCGUCUCAAGAGGGAGCCGCCGAGGCGGUGGCUAAGGCGGAGGGGGAGCGUGCCGCGCUUGAGGAGCAGGUGGCCGGUCAGAAGGACAAGCUCAAGAAGGCGGCGGCAAGGCUCCGGUCUCUCAAGGAGGAAAGAGAUGCCGCCACCGAGAAGGUGGCCUCCACGGCGGCUCUCCUGGAAACUUCCGAGAAAAAUCUGGCGGACGCCGAGGCGCGCAGCCGCUCCCUCGAGGAGGCUAUUGGGGGCGAGGAACAGGCGGCGGCGGCGGCUUUGCGAGAUGCGGAGGGGAGGGCGGCGGCCUCUGCGGAAGCUUUGGCCGCGCUGGAGCAAGAGGCCUCGGGGCUUCGCGAGGAGCUGGCAAAUGCCACCUGUCGCCUUCGAGAGGCAGAGGACCUGUUGCGAAGCACCUCCGAGGAGUCGAUGGUCCUCAGGCGGGGACUGGAGGAGCGGUGCCAGCGACUGGAGGAGAGCGCUGCGCGAGCACCCGCCCUAGAGGCCGACCUAGCGGCUGAGCGCUCCGGUCGGAGGGAGCUCGAGGUGGAGCUCGAGAGCCUGAAGGCGGGGGCCAGGGAGCUGGAAACCCUCAAGGAAGGCACUGCGAGGGAGAGCGAGGAGAUCAUGGGGGCCCUUCAGGGGCAGGUGGACGCUGCCAACAAGGAGCGCGACGCGGCUAUUGCCGGGCUCGAAGCGGCGGAACAAGAGCGGGAGAGCAGCAAGACAAGGCUCAAGGAUCUCUUCGCCAAGUACAAGGCCGUGCAAGCGAAGCACAAGGCUGCUCAGGAGGAGUGCGACGCCCUUAAGCCGCAAGCCGACAAGGUGUCCAAGCUGGAAGCCGCCAGCGCCGAGUUGCAGGGGAAGGUGGAAGAGCUGGACUCUAAGGUUAAGGCCGCCGACUCGGCCCUCAAGGAACGCGAGGACGAGUUCGCGAAGAUGGUGGGCGAGAAGGAGCAGGUGGCCGCCGCGGAGAAGUCGGCGAAGGAGGACCUGGAGGUGAAGGUGAAGCGCCUGAAGUCUCUGCUGUCCAAGCUGCAGAAGUCGAGCCACAGCAAGGACGCAGACCUCGCCGCCCUCAAGGCGCCCGCGCCGCCGCCGAAGGCAUUCACCGUGGCCCUCAGGGUGCGCCACGAGGGCAGCACUUGGUGUUUCGUCAAAGCUACACAGCAGCCUGCCACAAGCGAAGACGGAGGCAAGGAUACUGCUCCAGCGGAGGCAAGCGCGGCGCCCAAACCCGACAAGCAGCAGUGGGUCACUGAAGACAAGGCGCGCACAUGGCUGGCGGGCGGGUCUUCCAGCUCGGACGUGGCCCUCUGGCCGAAGGUGGUGCAGGAGGCGUUCGAGGAGAGGGCGGUCGCGGCGGCGGCGGAGGCCAGGGUGGCCGCCGAGGGCGCUCUCGCGACGCGGCAGGAGCUCGAGGCGCUGUCGACCGAGUUCGCCAAGUACAAGGCCCGGGCGCACACCGCGCUGAAGAAGGCCACCUCCAACGGUGCGGAAGACAAGCGGAAGGACGAGCUCAUCGCCGCGCUCCAGUCCGAGGUAGCAAGACUCACCAAACGGGUGGAGGAGACCGCGGCUAAACUCGAGGAUCUCGAGAGCAAGCUCGCCGAAGAGCAGGGGGUGUCUAAGGCCAGAGAGGACGACCUCGAAACCGCGUCUGCAGAGCUAGAGACGGCGCAGGAGCAAGUUCGUGGCCUGCAGGGGUCUCUGAGAGAUCAAGAACGAAAGCUGGCUCAGCUACAGGAAGCGGAAGAAGGGCACAGCGAGGAGAUGUCCGCUCUGCGCGAAGCCAGAGACGAGCUCAAGUCGCAGCUCAAGGCGGCCAAAGCUCAGGCCAAUGAGAGCUCCUGCAUAGCCCAGAGGCUGCAGGAGGAGUUGGAGGAGGUGACUAAAUCGAGAGGGAAUGAUGAUCGCCGCGGCAACGGAAAUGGUAGCUGGGAUGCCCGCGCCGACGGCGGGUGGGCAGGGCAGCAACUUCUGUCCAGCAGCGGCGGCGGCGGCGGCGGUGCACGACUCCAAGCGACGGAUGAGCCCGCCGCCGCCCUCGGGGUUUCCAAAGGAGGCGUCCCUCUCUCGGAGGGGGGCGUUCCUCCCUUGCCCGCUGCCGGGCUUGGCGGCAUGCCGUCCGCGUCGGCGUCUCCGUCGAACAGCGGCGGCGCCGGUGGCGGUGGCGGCUUCGCAGAGGGGGGCGCCGGGCAGCCGGUGCAGCUCAUGGCGGUCGCGGAGCUCGAAAGGAGACACACGAGCUUGGAGGGCCACGUGCAGGCCGAGGUUACCGAGAUGAGGAACGAGCUCGCCGAGGCGCUGCUAAGGGUCGAGCAGCUGUCGGCCCAGGAGUCGCUCCUCAAGUCCACCAUCAGGGCGCUGGAGACAGAUCUCGUGACGGAGAGAAAUCUUGGCAGCGGAGAAACUGCACCGAUCAACGUGGCUUACCUCAAGUCGGCAGUCGUUAGGUACAUGUCUACCCGCGAUGCUGGGGAGCAACGCAGCCUUCUCCGAGUGAUCUCGACCAUCCUGCAAUUCACAAAGCAGGAGGUGGCAGACGUUGAGGCUCGUAUCACGGAGCUAGAGAAGACCAUGGUCAGGCGCGCCGGCAGUAUGGUGGGGGGAGCCGGACGGCGCGUGGGCGGGGUCGUCGGCGGGGUUGUGGGUCUCGUGUGGGGAGGGGGGAGGGCUGCCGCGGCGGAUGACGGCGACGGCGUAGACGUUACGGAGGACGGCGGCGAGGAGGGAUAGAAACGCGGCGCUGUCUGUCUCCGAAACGUCCGCGGCGUCUGUACCUCCGGAGAUUCGUGUUCAUCAUCCAUUUCCUCCAUACGUGAAAAACUGUUUUCAUUACUCCACGGUGGAAACUGGUUGUCGUCCAACAGCACUGCGAAGUGGUACGGAUUGCCGUGGGCCACGGCUGCCCACGACUGCUUACGCAGUGAUUAAUAUUUCUCGACGAGAGGCGAGAGCCGUAGGACUUGGUGUGGUGUGUCGGGAUGGUCACGCGCGGUCACCGCCAAGAGGCAACGGCCGGGCAUUUCGCCGCAGCAGAACCCCCAAUUUGAUGAUAGAACGAACGCCGUCAUCUUCACCUCUUUUAUCAUGUAGCAGCUGCCCGGUUCAGUUUUUUACCGCAUCGGGUGUUAAAGUAGGGGGGGGGGCAGUUUCGCCCGAAUAGCAGCGUCUUGGUGGGACAUGCGCCCCGGUCUCGACGCGCUCUCCAGACGUGUUUAGUGUUUAGGGGUUCAUGUGUGUGCAUGUAGGGGGCGUUGAUACGGAAUAUUGUGUGCUGAACGGACUUGUUUUCUGGUGUCGUUUGGUGUGAGCUGUGCUGGAAUGGUUUGCAUCGUCAAAGCCACGGGUUGGGGUGUAUUGGCCGCGGGAAUAUAACAAGGGGCAGAAAAAUGGGGACUGAGUCGUCUAUGCAUCGGUUAGGAAGGCGUUCUUUCUGACAAGUGUCGAGGGCUUUGUCGUGUCUUGCGCGGCGUUUUCGCUGGCCAGUCGAAUCAGGCGAGCCAGUGUUGAGCAUUUUCGCUUCUUGAUGGAAGGCGAAAGGAGCUAAAGUAACAAAAUAACAAAACAACUAAUAUAGGGAUAAGAACACGAGCAUGC
Messenger RNA from Ectocarpus sp. CCAP 1310/34, 6175 nucleotides. The record is from the annotation of a GenBank genome assembly. Lineage: Eukaryota; Phaeophyceae; Ectocarpales; Ectocarpaceae.